Cygnus olor (mute swan) is the source of this 876-nucleotide messenger RNA. RefSeq names its product PIH1 domain containing 2 (gene PIH1D2). Gene Ontology annotation, biological process: box C/D snoRNP assembly; rRNA processing. The record is from RefSeq and is a predicted model, not a curated record. Lineage: Eukaryota; Metazoa; Chordata; Aves; Anseriformes; Anatidae. The transcript has 5 exons. Bases 1 to 876 code for a protein of 291 amino acids. Gene Ontology annotation, cellular component: cytoplasm; R2TP complex; ribonucleoprotein complex.
AUGGCGGAGGGCGAGCCCCCGGCCUGCCUGAGCCUCCUACGGAGCCUCUGCGGAGCCCCGGCGGAGCCCCGGUUCUGCCUGAGGGCUCAGCCCCGCGGGGCCGCCCCGCUCUUCGUCAACGUGUGCGGCUGCGGCGCGGUGCCGGCGCCCGGAGGCCCCGGGGCGCCCGUGCCCGUCAGGGCCGGGCCGCUGGAAAGGGCGGCCGGAGACGGGGAUCUUUACAGCAUUAUAGAUAUUGCAUAUAACCCAGAUGUUCUUCAGAGGGGAGAAGAAAACCCAGAAAAAAUGAAACAUUUGAUCCAUAUGACACUUAAAUUUGUUGAGGAACGAUGCGACGUUAUUCUUUCGCCUUCGUACACUGUUGAACCAUUCAAGCUGAAAGGCAGCCUGGAAAGGAUGCAGCAACGUCUGCAAGGAUGGCAGAUGCCAAUGCCCUGUCUCAAUCAGAACACAAAGAAGGAACUGACACUUGAUCAGCUGCUACACAGAAUAGAAGCUAAGGACCACAGCAAUGCUCCUAUCCUGCUGAAAAAAGGAAGUGUUACACAGUCUAAAGUGCCUCUGAUAGAGGAAAUUAGCAGUACAGAAGUGCCAGAGGAGCUGAGCACCCCUGUCUAUGAAAUGAGCACCGUGAAGGAUGCAAACGAGAAGCCAUUACAAAUUGAACUGAAAGUUGAAUUGCCUAAAGUUAGCUCUGUUUCUGAGUGUGAUCUGAGAAUUUCAAAGGAUGACAUAAGCAUCGAUGUCCCUGAAAAAUACAAAUUACAACUAGAUCUGCCAGAAUUGGUGGAUGAGGAAACAGCUACAGCAACAUUUAACAAAGCAAGAGGGGAAGAAACCAGCACUUUCUUUAGCCAGAACCUGAGGUACCGGUGA